AUGCCGAGUGUAUCCAUGAUUUUACUUUUAUCUUGGAAUGCAAUACGUAUAAAAGAAAUCGGUUUGGCUGUGGCCAAAGAUGAAUGUAGCUCCAAAGCUGACUGCCAUACGAAGUUGUCAGUAAAUUUCGUUUGUUGCAAAGGAGACUCUUGCAAUAGCGAAAGAACAU
Paramuricea clavata is the source of this 169-nucleotide messenger RNA. The record is from the annotation of a GenBank genome assembly. Lineage: Eukaryota; Metazoa; Cnidaria; Anthozoa; Malacalcyonacea; Plexauridae.